UUUGUUCUAGUAGUUUCAGUUUCACUUUCACACCUACAUUUUUCAUUUCUCAUCAAAACAGUUACAAGAAAAUAGGGUUUUUCAUCACCUAACCAACUAAUCAGAGGCUUCAUCAUUAUGGUCAGCACAGGAGAGCUUUUAUCAAUUUCUCAGUCCUCCGUUUUGCUUCCACGAUCUCGUUCCCGAGCUUGGAUUCAAGGGCAGAGUCGUGUCCCGUGCUAUAAAGCUCUUAAAACAGCUUCAAGUAACAGUACCCGUGCCUUGGCGUUGACAGUUACAUCAAAUUAUUUAACUAACGGGCCAAUUAGCAAUAAUCAACGGUCCAGAAAACGGAUUUCAACUGUGAUAAGAGGAAGUGUAGUCCCUGAAAAAUUGCCAACUGCUUUUUCUGCUGAUUUUGUAGAAGGAACUGAAACCCAACUUGAUAAUAGCGGUGGUGGUGGUGGUGACAUUGGUGGUAGUGAAGGAAACAACUGGGGAGGAAGUGGAGGUGGUGGAGACGGUGAAGGACCAUCUGACGACAGUGGGAAAGAACCAAAAAAGAGUGGCAUGUCAAUGUCUCAGAAGCUUACGUUAGGCUAUGCCGCCUUAGUGGGGUUGGGCGGAUUGAUGGGUUAUUUGAAAAGUGGCAGCCAGAAAUCUUUACUUUCUGGUGGAAUAUCGGCUGCAUUAUUGUACUAUGUUUACACACAGCUUCCUGUGAAUCCUGUGUUUGCAUCGUGUAUUGGACUUGGUUUGUCUGCUGCUCUUUUGGGGGUGAUGGGUACACGUUUUAAGAAUUCUGGUAAAGUUUUUCCUGCUGGUGUGGUUUCCCUUGUUUCACUUAUUAUGACUGGAGGGUACCUACACGGCGUCAUGCGCAGUUUCCAUUAAUGGUCCUGAAGUCUGUAAGUCCUUAGUAUCUUUCUACUUUUGACUUCGUUAAUGUGUGUUUAAUAAAUAGCGACAUACUGCGGAUGUUUUUAUAGAACUUGUUGUGUUUGUGGAAUAGUGUAGUUUGAAGAAGUUUUGUAGUUUA
This is a messenger RNA of Erigeron canadensis, 1018 nucleotides long. RefSeq names its product protein FATTY ACID EXPORT 2, chloroplastic-like. Gene Ontology annotation, cellular component: membrane. The transcript is spliced from 2 exons. The coding region runs from base 118 to 873 and encodes 251 amino acids. NCBI's taxonomy places the organism in Eukaryota, Viridiplantae, Streptophyta, Magnoliopsida, Asterales, Asteraceae. The record is from RefSeq and is a predicted model, not a curated record.